Capsaspora owczarzaki ATCC 30864 is the source of this 778-nucleotide messenger RNA. Its product is annotated as Rab9a protein. NCBI's taxonomy places the organism in Eukaryota, Filasterea, Ministeriida, Capsasporidae. Gene Ontology annotation, biological process: retrograde transport, endosome to Golgi. The record is from RefSeq and is a predicted model, not a curated record. Bases 52 to 687 code for a protein of 211 amino acids. Gene Ontology annotation, cellular component: late endosome; lysosome; phagocytic vesicle. Gene Ontology annotation, molecular function: GTP binding; GTPase activity. The transcript is spliced from 2 exons.
UGUUUUUUUGCUGCACAGAGCUCCUUACACAAGCGAAUCGUGAAAAAAACAAUGGCCGCAGCAGCACUAGGAGCAGCUGGAUCUGGCGCAGCGAAAUCCGUGCUGCUAAAAGUCGUCAUAUUAGGCGACGGCGGCGUUGGCAAAUCGUCGCUGAUGAACCGCUUUGUGAAUAACGAGUUUGACGCGCAGUCAUUUCACACGAUUGGCGUCGAGUUUCUCAACAAGGUGGUCGCGCUGAACAACGAGUCGUACACGCUGCAAAUCUGGGACACGGCUGGCCAGGAGCGAUUUAAGAGCUUGCGGACGCCCUUCUACCGGGGAGCCGACUGCUGUCUCUUGGUGUUUGGCAUUGACGACGAACAGAGCUUCCGAAACCUGACAAUGUGGAAGAAGGAGUUUCUCUACUAUGCAGACGUCGCCGACCCAGAACACUUCCCCUUUGUGGUUGUCGGCAAUAAGAUUGACGUGCGGGCACGUCAAGUCCGCUCUGAAGACGCCGAGGCAUGGUGCAAGGCCAACGGCGGUCUUGCUUAUUUCGAGACCAGUGCCAAGGAGGCCAUCAAGGUCGAGCAGGCCUUCCUCGCCGCUGCCCAACAAGUGCCCAAAUCGGACGGCCCUGUGGCGACCGACUACUCGAAUUCUGUGAAUCUCGCCGAGACGCCCGGGAAGCGAACCUGCUGCUUGUAAUUGCGCAUUUUUGAGCUCCCUCGCACCCAAGUCUUGGGUCGUACAUUUUCUGUUUUCGUUUGUCUUGCUUGAUUUUUGCCUAAAUACGAGG